AAUCCCAACAAGGCUCCAUGUUGUCAGCUCAGAACCCCACAUGGGGCUCAAUCUCAAACUGUGAGAUCAUGACCUGAGUCAAAUCGAAUUGGAUGAUUAACCAACUGAGCCACUGAAGCACCCCAUGAUUAAUUAUACUUUUAGCCUCAAGAUUCAGAAACUACUGAGACAAGUUAAGACUGUAAAUCCUUAUUAAAGUUACCGCUAGUUCGUAGGACUGCUGAGUUUCCCGUUACAUCGCAUGGACUUACAUACGAUAACCAUGUUUAUGGUGCAAAUGAACUAAGUAAACAUGAAGUUCUUCCUUCUUACCUGCCUUUUGGCUACUGCUCUUGCAAAGCAUAUGGAACAUCACUCCUCCAGUGAGGAAUCUAUCAGCAUCUCCCAAGAAGAAAUCACAAGAAACAUAAAUGAAUUGGGAAUUUCUGAGUCUGCUGAAGUUCUCACAGAGAAAGCUAAGCCCACUGUGGAAAAAAAGAUCUACCUACAGCAACUGGACAAAAUCAACCAAAUUUAUCAGAAUUUGAACUUUCUCCAAUAUCUCCAAGCUCUUCAUCAACCUCAGAUUGUUAUGAACCCAUGGGAUCAGAUUGAGAGAAGGGCCUAUUCCUUUAUUCCCACUGUGAACAGAGAACAGCUCUCCACCAGUGAGGAAACCUCAGGGAAGACUGUUGAUAUGGAGUCAACUGAAGUAGUCACCAAAAAAAUUGAGCUGACUGAAGAAGAAAAGAAGUACCUAACACUUUGGAACAAAAUCAACCAAUAUUAUCAGAAGUUCACCCUGCCCCAAUAUCUCAAGACUGUUCAGCAAUAUCAGGCAGCAUUGAAACCAUGGAAUCACAAUACGAUAAAUGCUUACCAAAUUACCCCUACUCUGAGACACUUUUAAGAAUCUUGAAUUAACAGCUUCUACUUCUUUUGGUUUGGCUGGAAAAUCUAUCUUCUACAUUUUCUCAUCUACCAUAUUACUUCAUUACUACCAGCAUGCUUGGACAGACCUAUUAAUAGGGCAGAAAUGUUGAGCCAAAGGAAGACUGUGCAGAAUAUUUCCCGAAUAGUUUAUACUUUUCCUGUUAGUUCAUGUUGAGUGUAUUGGGUCUGUAUUGUGGUUUCAUACAAACUGGGCUGAUGAUUAUUUAAGAUAUUUUCAUCAUUCUUUCUGAGUUAUAGAACCACUUUUUUCCCCCAAAAUAAAAUUUCA
Molecule: messenger RNA, 1201 nt
Organism: Felis catus (domestic cat)
Lineage: Eukaryota; Metazoa; Chordata; Mammalia; Carnivora; Felidae
Product: alpha-S2-casein-like
Exons: 16
Coding region: 293-889 (198 amino acids)
Cellular component (GO): extracellular region
Molecular function (GO): zymogen binding; protein homodimerization activity
Source: RefSeq, a predicted model, not a curated record